AACAACGUCAUUUCAGAUCCUGCCGAUGAUCAUCCGGUGUUUCACCCUCAAGUAUUUAGGGCGUAUAUCGCGUGCAACUACGUCAAAUCCAACGGGGUCAGGUAACAGGAUGUUGUCAUAACAGAGCAGAAUUUACACAAAAGACAGAAAGCUGAAACCAGAAAGUGUGCCAAAAAAUUGGCCUUACGGUCAAAUGGAGGUAAACUUGAUAUCAGUUGACUUUUGGUAUGUUAGAAAGACGCUGACAACCGCGAUCAAAAGGGAUGUGUGCGGCUGCUGUCACCAGUAAGUCAUGACUGCUAUCUACGGGCAUUGAUAUCAGUCUUUGCUUGCGCGCUACAGAGUACAGUUUUUGCGCCGAUCUGCAGCGUCAUAUAUUGGCAUCUUGUAAACCGCUGAACGAGACACGAAAUUCGACUGUUCCUUCCUUGGCAGUUGGUCAAGAUGUUGCUGAAGAUGUUGCUGCAUAAACAUUCCGACAUUUUGACCGCCAUCAUUUUGAUGUCAAUGUUUUGCGCUUCGUCGCAGUCGCUAAAACCCCUCAUAAACAGCACAAAUACGUCAGACAAGGAAUCAUUAACAAGCAACACAACACCAGUGCAUCGUCCGCAGUCUAACGCUACAACAACUGAUAGUACAAUUUCACCAAGUUCCGCCCCAACUGAACUAUUUGAUCUAACAACAAUCAAAACAACAAAUAUUUUUCCCACGACAACAGCCACAACUAGUGGGGAACUCCUUCAGACAACAGAAACUACUGAAGGCACCAAGAGCAGAACCACAACUAGUAUCGUAGAAGCAAACGCACAAGCAAAUAAAGCACACGAAAGCUCAUCAAGUACAAUAUUGGCUGUGUCUCUCUCGUUAGGAUUUUGUUUAUUAGCUGUAGGAGUCGCUGCAGCUGUAUUCUUUGUUCGCUGGAAAAGAAUAAAAAAGAUGAAAAAGGGAUUUCAAGAAGAAAUGGCAGUCAUUUGUCUUCACGACGAGCUGGCUUCAGAGGCCCUGUACUGUUCAUGGAAACCUUUCAUGGAUGGAAAUGAAAACAACAAAAUAAAACUUGUCAUUGAAACUUCUACCAGUGACGCGAAUACUUCACGAGCGAACACAUAACAACAAGGAUGGAUCAAAUUAAGUAGCUCUGUGUGCACGUAUAGAAGCAUGUCUCGCAGCAAAGGAAAUAUCGACAACAGCCAUAAGUUAUAGAUAGAAUUGUACAUACCCUUUCUUCCUUACACCAACAUACAUAUUGCCAAAAGGCAGGCGGGUUUUCGUGCGCAAAUUAAUUUUAAAUCAUUCAAGUUUUCAGGAGGAUCAAUUAAUUGAAGUUAGUGUUCCAGUUUGCAUAAACCUGCACUGAUUUUGCACUCUGGCGACUUAGCAAAUCAACAUAUAUCGUUUCUGUGUUUAAUAUA
Pocillopora verrucosa is the source of this 1412-nucleotide messenger RNA. RefSeq lists its product as uncharacterized. Lineage: Eukaryota; Metazoa; Cnidaria; Anthozoa; Scleractinia; Pocilloporidae. The record is from RefSeq and is a predicted model, not a curated record.